This is a messenger RNA of Cannabis sativa, 1225 nucleotides long. Its product is annotated as ethylene-responsive transcription factor 2. Gene Ontology annotation, molecular function: DNA-binding transcription factor activity; DNA binding. NCBI's taxonomy places the organism in Eukaryota, Viridiplantae, Streptophyta, Magnoliopsida, Rosales, Cannabaceae. The record is from RefSeq and is a predicted model, not a curated record. The transcript has a single exon. Gene Ontology annotation, biological process: regulation of DNA-templated transcription; ethylene-activated signaling pathway. Bases 115 to 1074 code for a protein of 319 amino acids.
UUUAGUAUAUAUAUUAAGCAUUUUUCAUGUUAUCUUCUCACCUAACCACUAUAUAAGAGUGUAUAUAUACAUAACAUACCCAACACAGAUAAUCCUUCAUCCUAAAAAAACACAAUGAUAGAAGCUAUGGUAGGCGAGUUUAACAAUCCCCAAUUAUUAUAUCCCAAUUUCUCCUCCUCCUCAUCAUCAUCAACUUCUACCUCUACUUCUACAAUAACCACUGAUCUUAUGUCCCCCUGUCUUACGGACCAGUGGGGAGACUUGCCGUUACAAGUUAACGAUUCGGAGGAUAUGAUCGUCUACAACUCACUCCGCGACGCCGUUAGUUUCGGAUGGUCUCCCUCAGAUCAUUAUUUAACGGCGGCAGCUGCCGUUGUGAAAUCUGAGCCGUACGAUUAUCAGUAUAUUUACUCGUUUAAUCAGAGUAGUCAACUCGCUGGGCCUCCAAUAACCGCUGCCGAAUGUUCAUUAAUCCCUAAUAAUAUUAAUCAGCCGAGGAAUUUUCAGAUCAACGGUCAGGAUCAAAUGUUCGAUAGAUACUCGGGAAUGAUCGCUCCUAAUGUGUUAUUAAAUAUUCAAAAUAAUGAUAAUUUUAAUAGCGAGCAAAACAAGUGUCGUAAUAAUAAUAUUAUUGGUUCGAACCGGAAAUCGUCGGUGGCGAGAGGGAGGCAUUACAGAGGUGUGAGACAGAGACCAUGGGGAAAAUUCGCGGCUGAGAUUCGAGAUCCGGCAAGGAAUGGCGCCAGAGUUUGGCUUGGAACCUACGAGACGUCUGAGGAAGCGGCUUUGGCUUACGAUCGAGCCGCUUUCAAAAUGAGAGGUUCGAAAGCUUUGCUUAAUUUUCCACACCGAAUCAGCUCCGGCGAGCCGCCGCCGGUAAGGAUUACGGGCAAACGCCGAGAGUCUGAGACUACAACGACGACUGGGUCUGGUGGCGGCUCACCGAAGAAGAUGAAGGUUGUCAGAAAUUCGGCGGAGAAUAAUGACGUGGCAUCGAAGAAGGAAUUCGACACUUUUGAGAUAGGCCCCACCACAAGUUUUCUGCCACUUGGCGAAGAGCUAUUAGUUAGUUAAAUAAGAGAAAAAUCUCAUUCCUUUUUUCUUUUGAAAGGCUAAACAAAAAAUACUUAAAAAGUGGUGUCAGUCAAUUAAUUUUUUAUUUAUUAAAAAAUUAAACUUUUAACUGAGUGAACAAUUAAAAGUAGUGAUCUACAUUAAAAAAAAA